Molecule: messenger RNA, 411 nt
Organism: Cladophialophora psammophila CBS 110553
Lineage: Eukaryota; Fungi; Ascomycota; Eurotiomycetes; Chaetothyriales; Herpotrichiellaceae
Exons: 2
Coding region: 1-411 (136 amino acids)
Source: RefSeq, a predicted model, not a curated record
AUGGCGAUCCCAUGCGGUCUUGCCAACAGCAACAGCCAUAACGAACUCUUCCGUUGGCCAACAGCGGAUCCUCUGGGAGAAAAAUACUGUUACACAACCGUUGAGCAUCUCAGUCGUGCUUUAGAAUUGCCUGACGACUCGACCCCUCGGGACCGGGAGAUCCAGACCAGUUAUCAGAACAACAUCUUAACCGUUCACUCGAAGCUCGCAAUGAUUUUUGCCUCAUCCUUGAGUACCCUUGACCCGGGAGCCAUCACUGCUAUCAACAAAUUACUCACCCAAGCGGUCGAAUUCGUCCUCGUGUCUGUUGAGCGUUGUCGAGUACGCCUCUUCCUGCCUAGCCUCCUCGGCAAACACAUGCCACUCGGCCCUGGCGCCAUCAAGGACAUGAAUCCGAGCAGUGAAGGGUAA